CGCAAAAGCAUCGCCGUCUUUUAUUAGACGCAGUGUGAACACUACAAGAAAAACAUCAAAUUUCUGCCGUGGCUGCCUGAGUAAAAGAAAAAAAAAAAAAACCUCUGAUUCUCCCUUUAUUUUCUGAAUUGCCCCAUCAAUCUCCUCUUUCUCGUAACCUUCUCUUCUCUCGUUCAUUCCUCUGGCCAUGAUUGGAAGCAAAGAUCGUGUUGCUGAAUCGGAGGGUGAGAACUCUAGGAGCAAGUUUUCAAGGCACUAUUUUGGGGCAAACAAGGAGUACCCAGAUGAGAAAGGUGUUUUAUUUCUGAGAGAUUCACAGAUGGGUGGUGGUGGAGGUGUUGAUGGGGUUCUUCGUCCAAAACCCACCGAGGUUGUUGUUGGAAGCUUGGGGUUCCAAGAGUUGACCCUCAGCUACCUUUGUGACAACCCAAAACUCAGUUUUUCUGAGAAAGAGAAUCCUGGUAAAAGCUUGCUGAGUUCCUUUGAGAGAAUAAGCCACAAAGGGAAAGAGGUUGUGGUUUGUGAGAACUCAAAUCAGGAUGGCAAAUGGGUGGAAAGAGAUUUCCUCAGCUUGAGUGAGCCAAGAGAGGAUUCUUCAAAGAGAUCCCUUGAGGAAGUUGUUGAGAGGGAGAGUAAUAAGGAAAAGAAGCAAAAACUGGAGACCCUCAAUCUCUCUCUUGCUUUGCCUGAUGUUUCACUUUCCCUCACUGCUUCAAACGCCUUGCAAAAUGGUGAUCAACUAGUUAGGAAUAAACCUUCUAGGCCAUCCGCUACUCACACUUCAUACUCCAAUGACUACACAGCAGCUUCUUUGUCUUACUCCUAUUCCCACCCAUUCUCUCACAACCCAAGCUGCUCACUUACCCGCAAUUCAACCGAUAAUUUUGAGUACUCGGUGAGCAAAGAUGACCAAAUUUGGAACUGUGGAGAGGGGACCAAUGGGUCUGUUCAUAGUAGGUUCAAGCCAAUAGGAGAUGGCGUUGCUUUGACCAGCCAUGGUGCUGGUAUUAGUUCCUUUAUGCAAGGUAAUAGUCAGUAUAAAACUACUAGUUCAGAUAACCAUUCUUUUUUCCCUUCGGAGUUGCCUGCCAGGCCAAGGCUUGAGGCUCACUCAGGGGACUCAAGGGGUAGGAACUCUGAUAACCUGAGAAUCUUGGAUGGCUUGGAUGAUGGGAAGGUAAGGAAGCAUUCCAGGCCAGAGAGAAUUAUUAGGGAGAUUGUUUCAGAGUCUAUCACUGUCAUGGCAUUGACAAUUCAGGAGCUUACCGAUGAUGUCAUAGCAUCAAGUAAGGAAUACUUAAAGAAUCUCAUUGAGAAGCCUGACAAGAAAGAGGAACUGGUAAGCCUCCAAAACCGGCUUGAUAGAAGAUCUGACCUAACAAAGGAGAGUCUUUCAAAGUGCCACAAAGCACAGUUAGAGAUUUUAGUGGCUCUCAAGAUGGGGCUUUCUAGCUUCCUUUCUAGCAAAGUUCAGUUGUCUGAGAUGGUAGAGAUUUUCUUGUAUAAGAGAUGUAGGAAUGUAACCUGCAUGAGUUUGCUUCCUGUUGAUGAUUGUGACUGCAAGAUUUGCUCAGUAAAUAAGGGCUUUUGUAGUUCUUGCAUGUGUCCUGUAUGUUUGAACUUUGAUUGUGCAAAUAGCACUUGUAGUUGGAUAGGAUGUGAUGUUUGUUCUCAUUGGUGCCAUGCUACCUGUGGCAUUCAGAGAAAUCUUAUCAAGCCUGGACCUAGCUUGAAGGGUCCUUCUGGGACCUCAGAGGUGCAGUUUCAUUGUCUCGGAUGUGGACAUGCCUCGGAAAUGUUUGGUUUUGUAAAAGACGUGUUUCUGUAUUGUGCAAAGGAUUGGGGUCUUGAAACCUUGAUGAAAGAGCUUGACUGUGUAAGGAGGAUCUUCAGGGCAAGUGAAGAUCGCAAAGGGAAGGAAUUGCAUGUUAAAACUGAUGACUUGCUAUUAAAGCUUCAAACUAAAUUGGUAUCUCCUUCGGAAGCUUGCAAUUACAUCGUACAAUUUUUCAACUACGCAGACAGCAUGUCAGAUUUUCCUGCUUCUGGUGGUAUUUCUUCAAAGGAUUUGGCAGCCUCUCAAACUAACCUUACAAAGGGUAUACCAUCUCUUUCAAAACCUAACCCUCUAUUACCAAAUUAUGGUUAUGAGAUGGGCUAUUCUAGGUCACAUCCUGAUGCCAUGUCAAGUGAAGUACUUCAGAAAGACCUCAAAGCUUCCAUGUUGAGUGAACUGAAAAAUGAGGCUGAUUUCCAUUUGGGGGCUUUAUUAAGAAAAGGUGGACUUGAAAGUUUGGGGAGCAUUGUGAGGAUAAAGGAGGCAGAAGCCAGAAUGUUCCAAACCAAGGCAGAUGAAGCAAGAAGAGAGGCAGAAGGGUUCCAGAGGAUGAUCAGGACGAAGACUGCCCAGAUGGAAGAAGAAUAUGCUGAAAAGCUUUCCAAACUCUGCUUGCACGAGACUGAGGAAACACAGAGGAAGAAAAUGGAUGAACUCAAAGUCUUGGAAAAUUCCUAUUUUGAUUACUAUAAAAUGAAAAAGAGAAUGCAAGAAGAGAUUGAUGGUUUGUUGCGGAGAAUGGAGGCAACAAAGCAGCAAUGGGUUUAGUUUAUACCCUUUUUGUUGUUUUUUCUUGCUCAGAAUUCUGCUCAAAUGUGUGUAAUUUAUUGAUAUUCUCUGUCUUGGUAUUCUGGUUGUUCCCAGAAUCAAUGGCUUUCAAUUGAUAAAUUCAAGUUUUUGGUGUUUAA
Molecule: messenger RNA, 2745 nt
Organism: Vigna angularis (adzuki bean)
Lineage: Eukaryota; Viridiplantae; Streptophyta; Magnoliopsida; Fabales; Fabaceae
Product: protein OBERON 3
Exons: 2
Coding region: 188-2605 (805 amino acids)
Cellular component (GO): nucleus
Source: RefSeq, a predicted model, not a curated record